Belonocnema kinseyi is the source of this 5404-nucleotide messenger RNA. Its product is annotated as ankyrin repeat domain-containing protein 50-like. The record is from RefSeq and is a predicted model, not a curated record. The transcript has 14 exons. Bases 282 to 4682 code for a protein of 1466 amino acids. NCBI's taxonomy places the organism in Eukaryota, Metazoa, Arthropoda, Insecta, Hymenoptera, Cynipidae. Gene Ontology annotation, molecular function: protein binding.
UCAGGAAACGAACCUCGCAGGUUGACCACAACGAGGCAAUGAGAGUUAUGAAUGGAGGCCGAGGAAGUUGCAGAGCCCCCCGGGGCUUCGAUCGACGUACAUUUGCUAACUAUUUGUAGAAACAACUUAGUGAUGAGCUCAAAAGAAAUCUUUUUAAACGAGAAAUCUGCCACCAUCGUUGGCAUCGCCAACAAUCAACAUUCAACGAAUGAAUCAAGUGUAAACAACGAGGGAAUAAAAACCCAUCUGAUUUAAAGGAGAUAAGAUAAAAAAUAGAAAAAAUGGCAGCGCCUGUGAUAGAAAAGAAGCGAUUCUUCUGCAGGGAGUGGGCCUUCACGAAACUCUCCCACUGCUUGGAACAAAGACCCGCUUCUAAAACCUGUGGAGCUCUUAUCGUGGGAGGUCCAGGAAGUGGAAAGACUGCUCUUUGUGCCGAAUUAGCUUGGCCAUCUCAGGGAGCCAGUGGAAGACACCAGAGGUCUCUAAACAGAAGACUAUUAGCCAGGCAUUUCUGCCAAGCGAGGAGCGAAGUUUCUCUCUCGCCAGCUCAGUUUGUGAGGUCGAUGGUGGCGCAGCUUUUGCAAGCCAGCACAGAGGGAAUCCAUUUGUCAUCACCCAACUCCCCUACUCAUAGUACCACAAUGCCCUCUUCGGCCCCACUGUCCUGGAGAGAAUCAGUAGUCGAAGCCUAUGCUGAGAAACUGAGGACUGAUCCUGAAAUUCAGGCGGCACUGCAACCGGAUGUUGUGGAUAGGGAUCCAGACGACGCUCUGAAGAAGGCUCUUUUAUUUCCUUUAUUAGAAGUUGAACCACCUAAAAAUUGCCUUUUCCUAUUGGUCGACUCGAUUGAUGAAGGCCAGGUUUUAAGUCCACCUCAGUCUGGAACAAGAGACUCGAGGAGAGACAAGGAUAGCGUGAGUAGAACUAUCGCUGAGCUCCUUGCAAAUCACCAUCAUUUAUUCCCUCAAUGGCUUCUUUUAGUUUGUACUGCCAGGAAGCAGAGCAAAACUAUCUCAAGAAUGUUCACCGGAUUCAGGAAGAUAUCCCUAGAUGACUUGAGGAAGUCACAAGUUGUCCGGGAUGUGCAGCAGUAUAUUUUAGCAAGGCUUGACCAGGAGGAUACGCUUAGGCAACAUAUAUCGAGGGACACGGCGGAGAUGCUGAAUCAAUUGCAUAUUAAGAGCAAUGGAUGCUUUCUGUACUUGGAGAAGGUCCUUGAUGGGGUCUCCGAGAAUUUCAUCGUGCUUAGAGAAGUCAGGGAAAUACCGGGAACACUAAAUGGACUUUACUUGUGGUUGUGCCAAAGGCUUUUUAGUAGAAAGCAGUUUGCAAAGGUACAACCUUUACUUAACGUUAUAUUGGCCGCGAAACUCCCAAUCACCCAGGAAACACUCUAUGAGUGUGUUAAGACCGCUAACAGCAGUAUUACUCAGGAGGACUUCAAUCGACGAUUACAUCUGCUCAGAAGAGUAAUUUCGGUUUCGAGAGCUGGAGCACUGAUGCUAUUCCAUCACAGCUUUGCCGAAUGGCUCCUCGACGUGAAACAUUGCACGCAGAAGUACCUCUGUUCAGCGAUGGAAGGACAUGCCAUGCUCGCAGUUUAUUACACUCUACGCUCUGAUCAGUUGAGUGCUGACGAAAUUUGCGUUUUAGGGCAGCAUCUUCAGCGAGCAAUGCCCACAAUCGGCACCUCCAAUUGUGCUCUGGAUGUACACACCCUUCAAGUUCUAUGGAUGAUAGGAAGUGGCGCACCGGUUCAAGAGUGCUACCUGGACAGCUCAGAUUGCAUACUCUGGCCUAGGCAAGAUACCAAACUAAUUAGGCUUUUGAUAGAUGCUGGAGCCAAACCCUCCGAAAAAACGGGCGAAGAUGUAGCCAGUAAGGAAGUCGUUUCUUCUAGUCAGGUCUCACAAGAUGUGAGCCCCAUGGACGAAUCUCCUGGCGAACCCUUGACAGAAAUACUCGGGGAAACUGGAGACAUUAAUCAAGCAGAUUCAUGUGGACGAACUGUUUUACAUACACUCGCAGCAGAUGGAAAUGCAUCAUUGUUGGAAUUGGCUUUGGUUGCCUGUCCUCAGGCGAAAUUGGAAGCUACUGAUCGCCAUGGACAAACACCUUUAAAUCUGGCAGCGAGACAUGGUUAUGCGGAUGUAGUUAGGGUUCUUUUGGCUGCAGGUGCUUCUGCCGAUCAUGCGGAUUGUGAUGGAUGGACAGCUUUAAGAGCUGCUGCUUGGGGUGGACAUACGCAGGUGGUUGAGCAGCUUUUGGAACAUGGAGCGAAAGUAGACUGUGCAGAUUGGGAUCAGCGAACGGCUUUAAGGGCGGCGGCCUGGGGAGGACAUGAGGACAUUGUCAAGGCACUCUUGCAGCACGGUGCUGACGUUAACAGAACUGACGAUGAGGGAAGAACAGCCUUGAUCGCAGCAGCUUACAUGGGACACAGCGAGAUCGUUGAGCAUCUCCUCGAGUUUGGAGCGAAAAUCGAUCAUGCCGACAGCGAUGGCAGAACAGCCCUAAGUGUCGCCGCAUUAUGCGUCCCUUCUAAUCACGGCUACGCAAAAGUUGUUACAAUACUUUUGGAAAGAGGAGCGGCUAUGGACCAUCAAGAUAAAGACGGGAUGACUCCCUUAUUGGUUGCUGCUUUCGAAGGUCACAGGGACGUUUGCGAGCUGUUGCUGGAGUAUGAAGCGGAUGUGGAUCACUGCGAUGCCACGGGACGAACUCCAUUGUGGGCGGCUGCAAGUAUGGGACAUGGGUCCGUCGUUGCGCUUCUUUUGUUCUGGGGCUGCUACGUCGACAGCAUAGAUAACGAGGGGAGAACUGUUCUCAGUGUGGCUGCUGCGCAAGGUGGCAGUGAUGUUGUCAAACAGCUUCUUGACAGAGGUCUAGACGAGCAACACAGAGAUAAUUCCGGUUGGACACCUCUGCAUUACGCAGCAUUCGAAGGGCAUGUAGACGUUUGUGAAGCUUUGCUGGAAGCAGGAGCCAAGGUAGAUGAAGCGGAUAAUGAUGGAAAGGGUGCGCUCAUGCUUGCUGCGCAAGAAGGACACACUGCUUUAGUGGAAAGACUAUUGGAACAGCAUGGAGCACCCAUCGAUCAGCACGCGCAUGACGGAAAGACCGCGUUAAGACUCUCGGCUCUGGAAGGUCAUUACGACACUGUGAAGGUCCUUUUAUCACAUAAUGCUGAUAUUAACGCCAAAGAUGCCGAUGGGAGAAGUACGCUUUACAUUCUUGCAUUGGAAAAUAGAUUGGCCAUGGCAAGGUUUCUGCUUGAACAUGCACGUGCCGAUGUUGAAAGCAGAGAUUCUGAGGGAAGAACUCCGCUUCAUGUGAGCGCUUGGCAAGGGCACGUGGAAAUGGUGGCUCUAUUAUUGACCGCAGGCACUGCCAGUGUAAAUUCUUGCGACAAUGAAAAUAGGACACCUCUUCAUUCUGCAGCUUGGCAAGGACAUGCAUCAAUUGUCAGAUUACUUUUGGAGCAUGGCGCAACUCCCGACCAUACUUGUAAUCAAGGAGCGACUGCUUUAGGUAUCGCAGCUCAAGAAGGACAUGAGCAUUGUGUCAGAGCUCUGUUGAACCACGGAGCAAAUCCAAAUCAUUCCGAUCACUGUGGCAGAAAUGCUAUUAAAGUUGCUGCUAAAAGUGGACAUGAUACGGUUGUAAGGUUGCUUGAAGAGCACUCAGCGAAUCAACGAAUUUUAAGGCCUGGUAUUAACGGAGGUGGAAGCAGUAGUGCAACGUCCGUUACAUCAAAUUCGACCGCCGAGACUAAACCUUCCUCAGCAAUUUUAAAUCCACUUUCCACACAAUACAGUCCCACAGAAUCUCCUGAUUCUACAAAAAGAAGAAGCUGUGUCUCCUUGGGUAAUAAUUCCAGCAAUAGCAAAUCCAGCAGUAAUUUAACCGGAAGCACAAAAAGUGACCGGGGGAAAUUCGGUCCGAAUUCUAUGGUCAAUCAAGUGAUCAAGGUGCCGCUCUCUUUCACGCAGCAACUGCAACAAUGUUCAAGAGGAGCUAAAAGUCGGCCACUGAGCAAAUUGCUCUCGCCUUUGAAAAGCGAGCCGCAAAGUCCUAUCUACGCAUCUCCUCCCCAUUCGCCUUUGAGCGAUAGCCUUAUUCCGUAUUCCCCGACGAAUACGAGUCCGCCAAGUGCUCAAACUGCGGCUAGUGUCAUACAAAGUCAGCUUGGUGUUUCCCUAUUAACCGGGAAUCAAAGUAUACAAUAUAAAGUUCAAGGGGGAGGAUACAAUCAUACUUCUGCGAUAUAUGAGCCGAUAAAUAUCAAGACGGAGAUCAUUGAAAGAAACGAUGCGACAAAACCUUUUGAACUAACCAACGAAAUGUUAGGUCUCGUGAUUGAGAAAGAAAAGAAAAACGGACAGGAAGAUAAAAGGAAUUCUGCGGAUACUCACUUCACACGCGACACGCAUAUGAGGAUUAUUUUAGGCAACAGUGGAGCCGGCGUCGGGCGGAACGUAAAACACACUCCUGAACACAUUUCUGGAAGUGCUAGCAACGUCAAACCAAAGCGAAACGGUUUGGUUUCAAAUCCAGCGAUGAGAUUAGUAGCGGGAGUUAGAAAUGGAAUUGAAAACGCGACGAACCGAAACAAACCGAUAACUGCACGAGUCAACGGAUUCCAGUGGAAGGCUGAGGCAAGAAAAGAAACCCCUCUAUAGGAUCAGGAAAAUCAACAGGCGGCUAUCUGUGGAAGAGCUUCUAAUCGAAAUCUUCAUUUGCACGAAUACCUAAAAAAAAAGAGAAAGUCAAUGAUCAAUUUUUUUUCGUUUUAUUUGAGCGAAAUCAAAUUAUCCGGAAUAAAGAAACGAAGAAGAUGCAAAUAACAAUGAAUGUUAUAAAGAAUCUGCGAUCGAAGCAUGCAAGUUAUAUGUUUAAUAAGUAAUACCAAAUAUUAUGACGAGUAAAGAUGUACGUAGAAAUUAAAGGAGUCACCUCCACGAUAUACGACUUUGUAUAAAUGUAACGUUAAUAAAAGAAAUCUUACUGAUCUCACUAAUAAUAUACGUUCUAUAUGUCAAUGAAUUAAUUAUCAUUACUUAAUUCUCAACAUUCGGUAGAGUUCUAACGAAGUGAUAAUGAUAAUAACGACAAAUUAUUUAAUAAGUAAUGAGAUUGUUUACAAGACUGGAUGCCCUUUAGAAUAGACGAGUGAUGUUUCGAUACAAUUUUUAGAAAGAGAAGAAAUGUAUAGAAUGUAAAAACUUAUUAUCGCAAAUCGAUAAAAUAUGUUCGGAUUUUAGAAUCUUGAAGAUGAUGAAAAUACGUAAAAUAAUGGCCUCGAAGCAGAAUGCCUGUGUAAAUACACCCUUUUAUGUAUUGCACAUGCUUAUAUUUAUUAUGAUAUUGUAUUAGGUGACAAAUAAAUGUAAAUUAAAGCAAA